Molecule: messenger RNA, 1254 nt
Organism: Thyridium curvatum
Lineage: Eukaryota; Fungi; Ascomycota; Sordariomycetes; Thyridiales; Thyridiaceae
Exons: 4
Coding region: 1-1254 (417 amino acids)
Molecular function (GO): hydrolase activity, hydrolyzing O-glycosyl compounds
Source: RefSeq, a predicted model, not a curated record
AUGAAGUGCCUGCAACUUCUCCUGGCGGCGAGCGUUUUGGCAUCGGCUACACCACAAAAGCGUGCGAACUGCAAGGACAUACGUGAUGCUCCAAUCACCCGGGAUGGUCCCACACUCCUGUUGAAUGGUAAACCGUGGAAGGCCGUAGGACCCAAUGUCUACUGGCUAGGUCUGGACGAGAACGUCACGCCGCCACCCGGGGAGCCGUACUAUGCGCCCCUCAAGGCAAGCUAUCCCACAAAAGGCCGCAUUACGGAAGCAAUGGCCGUGGUCAAGGCCAUGGGCGGCACAAGCAUCCGCGCCCACACCCUCGGCGUCAGCACGGGCAAUCCUCUCAGCGUGAUGCCCGAGCUGGGCAAGGUCAACGAGAAGGCGUUCGAGACGAUUGACUGGGCGGUGUACCAGGCCAGGGAAUUUGGGCUGAGACUGAUGGUCCCCCUGACUGAUAACUAUGAUUACUAUCACGGGGGCAAGUACAACUUUUUGCGAUGGGCAGGCUUCAACCUCACGCAGGCCAAGGAUGCCAACAACCCCCAGAUACAGCAGUUCUACACGGACCAGACUAUCGUGGCGUCAUUCAAGGACUACAUAGAGAAGCUGGUCACACAUGUAAAUCCGUACACGAACCUGACCUACGCCGAGGACCCUACCAUCUGGGCCUACGAGACCGGGAACGAGCUCCUAGGCCCCGUCUGGGGUGACAUGAACUGCCCAGCGACCUGGGUUGCCGACGUUGGCAAGUUCGUCAAGACUGUGGCGCCGAACAAGCUGUUCGUGGACGGCACGUACGGGGUGAACAAGGAGCACCUGGGGAUCCAGGAGGUGGAUGUAUUCUCGAACCACUACUAUCCGGCGAGCCUGCAGAAGCUGCGAUCUGAUCUCGAUCUAGUGGCUUCGGUGAACAAGCCUUACUUUGCCGGCGAGUACGACUGGAACCUACCUGCCGUCGGCGCCGACCCGCUGCCGGCCUGGUUCAAGGAGCUCGAGACGAGCAAGUACGUCGCGGGCGACGCGUUCUGGAGCCAGUUCGGGAGAAACAUUCCGAACUGCAAUGAAUUUGUCCAGCAUGCCGACGGCUUCACGCUCCACUAUGGCGACCCGGCAAAUUCAGCCACUGUCGACAGCCGUGUCAAGCUGAUCCGGAAGCACUUUAUCAAGGAAAGCCAGGGCGUGGACAUUGCUGCCGAUGCUGAGCUUCCAGUGGUGCCGUGUCCAGUCCCGGCUCCGGGGGCUAAGGGGGAAGGACUGACAUGA